UGGCGGGUAGUUAGACAUACCGUUGCUUUUAAAAGUAAUAACUGACAAUCUACAUAUUUUUUUUUGUAUCUACUUACGUGAUACAUUGUGAAAUUUGUUUUAUAACAAUUGUUUACUGCAUUGUUAUUUGUAGUAUUAUAAUGUCUAUUUAGUGCAAGGUGCAUAAAUACUUACAUUUUCUUGUUAUCAAAAAUAAGUGACACAAUGUCUACAAAUGAAAAAAAAAAAAUUAUUGUGGCUGUCAGUGAUACGUCUGAAGAAAUUGAAAAUUUUAAUAAUAAUUCGAUAGAAGUAAUACGCAGAGAAUCAAAACAAGAUACAAUUAAUACAUCAUGGGAAAAAACUUGUUAUGUUUCAUUUCAUGAUUGUAUGAAAGAUUAUAAUAAGACACCUCCUUUUGUGAGCAUUAUGGUAAAUGACGAACCAAAUUUAAAUAUUGGGAAUUCUGUAGAUAGUUCCACGCAAACUGCACCAUUUGUUACUUUACCUAUAAAUUGCAGUAUCGUAGACGUGAGUCUGUCAUUUAGUAAAGAUUUUAGCAUACAUGACUCUACAUCAAAUGACAACUCUGAACAAUCUUUACCGAGUAAACGUUAUAGAUGCGAUUCUAGCGAUGGUGACGAUAAGGCUAUUAGGCCUUGGAAGAAGACUAAAUGUAUGGACUCUUGUUCUUCAAGCACUUCCGACUUGUUUGAUGCAAAAGUUUCACUGGGACAAUCUGCCUCGUCGUGUCAAUUGUCGAGCAAUUCAGACGUUUCGUUCAAAUCCAUUACUAGUAAUCACUCUUACAAAGUGCGAAAAAGACGAUUGAAAUCUGAGACUAAUUUGUUCAGAGAUGUCCUUCAACGGUCAAAGAAAGCCAUUACCAGCGCAAAACGUGGAACACCACGGAGGGAGCGGAACCACCGGCGAAACUCAAAGCCGAAAGCAUGGAAGAUCGUAGACCUUUGUACGUGGAUUGGCAAAAAGGGAUACCAGUCUCUCACAGGACUGUAUUCUGACAUGCUAAGGGAGCCAAUACUUAAUAAGGAAACAAUUGACGCACCUGCUGAGGAAUUGAAGGAACUCAAGAAGUUUCUUGAACAAGUGGAUCUCAAACAAGAAAGACUCGCCCAAGAGAACGAGAUGCUUAAAGAGGGAAUGAUGAAGAUGAUGAAUAAAAUUGAAGAACUCGAGGGUAAGCUCAGGAGACCGCCGCCACCACCUCCGCCGCCGCCACCACCUCCACCACCACCACCGCCACCUCCGCCACCACCGCCUCCACCGCAGCCGUCCAAACUGCCAGUGCGCUCUAACACUAUACCGAGGUGUGGCUCCGCACCUCCCAGGAUAGCUGGACCGCGGUUAACUAUCACCCCUCAGGAUAUUGCUAAUGUGAAACUGAGGAAGGCUAAGGACAACCCAGUAAAGGCCAAGCCUAAGGAGACUCAGCAACCGUUGGUGACGCAACAAAUGCUGCAGUCCACUCGGGCCAAGCUCGGUCGCGCCCGGCCGGUCGCCGCCUCGACGCCCAAACAACAGCUGUCCGAGUUGGAGAAAUGUCUUCUGCAAGAGACGUCGGUGACGUCGCUUUACAGAAGACGCGUGGCCCGGGGCACGUUCCGCAGCGCGGAGGAGCUGCGCGCGCGGCCGUACCCCGCGGCGCGCUGCCCGCGCUCCCCGCGCGAGCCCCGCUCCCCGCGCUCUAACUCUCUGCCUCGAGUCGCGGCUAUAUCUCCACUCAAAUUCCCUAACCCGUUGCCCCAGUAGUGGCUUUAUAAAAAAAAACAUUCGGUCACUGCUGGCUUUUGAUACGGUUUUUACUGCGGGCUUUAUUUUACAGUGACUCUUAAAAGACAUUUUUAAGAUCUUUCUUCUAUAUCUAGUCUUGAAUGUUGACGUUAAAAUUGUGUGUAUAUUUGUGUUGUUUUAGUAUAUGUGCCGCUAGGGAAGUUUAACAUUAACGACUCAAAUAUUCUGUUAUUGAACAUAAGUUGGCUAUAUUUUCGUCUUUUAACUAAACUAUUUUUACUUUAGUAGAAGUUUUAUCUCUACAAUAAUUAUUUGAAAAAAAUCAUGUUAUCUGCUUAUUUGAUGUAAACCUUUCCUCCUUAUUAUAUAUUUACUUGAUAUCUUACAUCUCGAAAUGCGUUGAAAUAUGUUUUUAAAAUUAUAGUACUAGAUAUGAGACAAAAUACGUAAGUUAUGACGACUUUAAACAUAAAUAUUGAUGAUAUUUAUAAAUUCAUGUGCACAAUACAUGAUGUAUAACUUUUUGAUUAUUUGUAAUCAUAUAACCAAUUAUAAUUGUAUGAUAUUGAUUAUUUUCUAAAUUAAUAAAAAAUAUUUAUAUU
This is a messenger RNA of Manduca sexta (tobacco hornworm), 2333 nucleotides long. RefSeq lists its product as uncharacterized. The coding region runs from base 205 to 1749 and encodes 514 amino acids. The transcript has 6 exons. NCBI's taxonomy places the organism in Eukaryota, Metazoa, Arthropoda, Insecta, Lepidoptera, Sphingidae. The record is from RefSeq and is a predicted model, not a curated record.